Coregonus clupeaformis (lake whitefish) is the source of this 3730-nucleotide messenger RNA. Its product is annotated as SH3 domain-containing protein 19-like. Gene Ontology annotation, cellular component: ESCRT-0 complex. Lineage: Eukaryota; Metazoa; Chordata; Actinopteri; Salmoniformes; Salmonidae. The record is from RefSeq and is a predicted model, not a curated record. The transcript is spliced from 10 exons. Bases 250 to 2988 code for a protein of 912 amino acids. Gene Ontology annotation, biological process: protein transport to vacuole involved in ubiquitin-dependent protein catabolic process via the multivesicular body sorting pathway. Gene Ontology annotation, molecular function: protein binding.
CUCUUCCUCCUCCUCCUCUUCCUCCUCCUCCUCCCACCAUUAUGAUCUGGGGCAGCAGUAUACCUCCUACUAUACAGGUAACUAACCCUCCUCUUCCUCCUCUUCCUCCUCCUCCUCCCACCAUUAUGAUCUGGGGCAGCGGUAUACCUCCUACUAUACAGGUAACUAACCCUCCUCUUCCUCCUCUUCCUCCUCCUCCCUCCUACUAUACAGGUAACUAACCCUCCUCUUCCUCCUCCUCCCACCAUUAUGAUCUGGGGCAGCAGUAUACCUCCAACUAUACAGGUAACUAACCCUCCUCUUCCUCCUCCUCCUCUUCCUCCUCCUCCUCCCACCAUUAUGAUCUGGGGCAGCAGUAUACCUCCUACUAUACAGGUAACUAACCCUCCUCUUCCUCCUCCUCCUCCUCCUCCUCCUCCUCCUCCUCCCACCAUUAUGAUCUGGGGCAGCAGUAUACCUCCUACUAUACAGGUAACUAACCCUCCUCUUCCUCCUCCUCCUCCUCCUCCUCCUCCUCCUCCUCCCACCAUUAUGAUCUGGGGCAGCAGUAUACCUCCUACUAUACAGCCCCCUCCUUCUUAUGACGAGGUGAUUAGAGAGAAGAGUCAGGUCCAGGUGUUGCCUCCCUCCUCCUCUUCCUCCUCCCCCCGACGCUCUGUCUCCACAACUACCAUCGCCACGCAGACCGACGCCGGACUAGAAUUCUCAGCAGCGGCCCACGGCCACGCCCCCAACCAGAGACGCUCUGUGGCCAGGAGACCUCCCUUUAAAGCCAAACCUUCGCACACUGAUGACACGACGUCACACGCUGAUGACACGACGUCGCACGCUGAUGACACGACGGGUGCUGCUACUGUUGACUCACUCAUCUUCCUAGAAGACAGUCCAGCACUACACACACACACUCACACCGUCACACACACCGAGGAGACCAGACCAACAGUGUUUCACUAUGAACUCUUGACCUCUGAUCCUUUCUCACCUCUGACCUCUGCCUCUGGCAGCCAGACCGACCAAUGGGGGCAGUCCUCCUUCGUCCUGCCUCCUCAUUCCACUAUUGUCUUGACGACGCCCUCCGACCCUCCUCUGCCCCAUAACCAGCCCAGGCCACGUCCUCGCACAAAGAAUAGCCUUCGACCAAUCAGGAGAGAGGUCAAAGUUCAGACCCUGGUGAGGCUGGGACAGACAGGAAGUGAGGUCACAGAGAACCAAGAGGUGAGUCAUCAGGGGGGAAAGUACCUUCAGGAGCUCCUAGACGCCUUCAGCUCCGACGAUUGGGGCUUCCCUGAUCACCAUAGCAACGACAAAGUAGAGAGCGACUUGAGAGCAGAAGAAGAGGAGGAGGAGGAGGAGGAAGAUAUGAGAGCCAGGAUACAAGAGGACCAUGGUAACCAUGCCGACAGUGACCAAGGAGAUGGAGCUUUUCUAGGGGGUGGUAGACCUGAACCCCGCCCCCGAAUCCAAGCACCCCCCAAACCGGCCCCGCCCGUCACCCCGAAACCCUCCCUCGCUGCCAAGACCUCCCGCAAAGGAUUAUGGGAAGAUGGAGGCUCGAUGGCGAUAGACGUGAACUUGACUGUUGAUACGGUUACCACCUCCCAAUCCACACCCUCUCUCCCCUCUCCCAAACCUACCGAGGCCCCCUCAACUACCCCUGCCCUUAGUCCUGUUCCUAUUACAACUCCAAGUACCCCUGUCCCCGCACCCCGACCCCUGCUCCCUGGAAAGCCCCCCUCUGAACCCCAAAGACCAGACCCCCAGGUGGGGCAGACAGAGGGGGCCCCCCCAAGACCUCCAGUAGCACCCAGGAGCAACGGGGCCGUAGUACCCCAGGAGAGAAGCACUGUGGUCGGCCAGCCAACACCAGCGUUACCCCUUAAACCCUCCAUAGACCUCCACAGCACCAACACUAGACCAAGUGUGCGUCAGAAGUCCACUGCCGUGUCAUCAUCCCGUAGAGCGAGUGUGCCCCUGCCUGCGUCCGGACUAGCUGUACCUGAGAACAGGAGACCCUCUCUGGUCUCUAAACCCUCCGUCCAAACCCCCAUACCCACAUCCCCAGUACCCCUGACCCCAGCCGUAGCUCCAUCCCCAGUGGGUCCUAGACCCCCAGUCUUACCCUCAGCUCCAGCCCAAAAGAAAACCCCACUGGUCUCCUCAGAGUGUGAGCCUCCUCUUCCUCCUCGACCCCAGGGACUGUUUAAGAUGCUCCCUCUCCGACCCCCUCCCAUAAAGACUGUUAAUGGUCGACACCCACCUCUCCAGGCUGUCUCCACCUCCUCUACCACAUCAUCCAAUCAGCCACCCCCUCCCCAGGCUGUAGCCACCCCCUCUACCACAUCAGCCAAUCAACAGGCUGUCCCUGGCCCCUCCACCACUCCAUCAGCAAAUCAGCCGCAGGGUCAGAGGGCACCAAAGAAAGGCCCCCCUCUACCCCUCCGACCCAAGCCUGGACACCCCCUGUACAAGAGCUACAUGCCCGUCCUUCCAUCUCAGCCCAGUGGGGAGAAGGUCCAGCUGGUCACAGCACCUGUCAGUGGUUCGAGGUGUGUGGCGCAGUUCGACUACGAGGGGCAGGAGGAAGACGGGCUGACUUUCUCUGAGGGUGAUGUCAUCUCUCUGACGGAGGUGAUUGGUCAGGAGUGGGGGCGGGGCCAGAUCCACGGGCGAAUAGGAAUCUUCCCCCUGGCCUUCAUGGAGGUCCUUGAGGAACCGCCUCCGUCGGCAGGGAAACGGCCCGUUGUCGAGAAGACCACGAAGAUGGAAUCCUCAGGUCUGACUGCAGAGGACCUGUGGUUCCAGCAGGGGGCGCUGAUCAGAGUAACACAGCGCGUAGACACAGACUGGACCAGAGGAACACUGGGCGGACGGGAGGGACUGUUCCCCACUACCUUCACACACACCUGUAACACAGGGGAGCCACUCAGAGCAGCUCAGCCAAUGACGGGCCAGCCUGUGGCCAGGGGGCGUGGCCAAGAUCCUGUUUGAUUUCAGUGCAGAGAGUGAAGAUUAACUCUCACUAAAGGCGGUGGAUGUAGUAACAGGGGUGGAGGCAGUAGAGGAGGAGUAUCUGGGGGAUGCAGGAGGGAGGCGAGGCCUGGUCCCCAAAAACUACCAGACACUUCUGCCUCUCACCUACAAAUAGGACUAUGGAUGUUCACUGUGUGUGUGUGUGUGUGUGUGUGUGUGAGUGUGUGUGUGUGUGUGUGUGAGAGAGAGAGAGAGAGAGGACGUGGUUACCUUGAGAAGCGAAGCUGUCUGUUUACAUCUGAGUAUGAUAAGGAGUUAAUAGAUAGAGCAAACUAUCCAACAUCGCAGAACUGAAGUUCAAAAUCUCAAACGUAGUUUACCCAAUCCUGUUGAAUCUAUAUGACUCCACUAUCGGAAUAUCACCAGCAAGGAAUUAAGCCAAUGAUCACCAGCCAGCCUUACUUAUCAGAGAAGUGCUUUUUAACCUGGUACCUAGCUACCUGUGCUAUCUAACUGGUCAUAAUGUAAUCUAAUGGUCACUCUAAGUUCUUUGGGGAGAAUUCUAACUUCUUCUUAAGCCAAAUGUUAACAUUGACUAUCAGUGCAUGACUAUAAGUGAAAUGUUGAUUAAUAAAUGGAAGUGAAGUUGUGUUUAACUGAUAUGUGUCAUAUUACUGUAUAACUGGACAUUCCAUACAGGCCUUUUAAUCCCAAUAAAAUCAUGAUUAAAUGUUGUAAUAAACUGGUUUCAAUAAUGUAA